This is a messenger RNA of Symbiodinium sp. CCMP2592, 13179 nucleotides long. Lineage: Eukaryota; Dinophyceae; Suessiales; Symbiodiniaceae. The record is from the annotation of a GenBank genome assembly.
AUGAAGCUCUUCAAGCCCAGCACCCCCGAGCAACAAAUUGAGUCGCUGAGGUCUCAGAAGUGCGAAGUCGAGUGCACAGCAGAACACGUGCAGCCGAAAGCCGGCUGCGAAGUCGUGGACCCCUGCCGUGUCGAGGGCCCGCAAGAGACCCAGAAGGUGGCCCAGAAGAUCAUCGAGUGCAAGACCCCAACACCCACGGAGGUGAUCAACUACUUCAAUGGUGAGUUGAAGAAGCGCAUCUGCUUCCUGGAUGGUGGCAUGGGAACCCGCAUCCAGGCAGAAAACUUGGAGGAAGCAGAUUACCGUGGGGAUCGGUUCAAGGACUUCAGCGAGAAGGAUGCCAACGGCAUCCCGGUCUCCCUGAAGGGCAACAACGACCUCCUCAUCUUCAGCAAACCAGACAUGAUCAAGGACAUCCACAAGGAGUACUUCCUGGCUGGCUCAGACAUCUGCGAGACCAACACCUUCAACGGCACGACCAUCUCGCAGGGCGAGUACAAGAUGCAGGCCGUUGUGCAUGAGAUGAACAAAGUGGGAGCACAGCUGGCAAAGAAGGCAGCAGCUGAGGUGACGAAGGAGGAGCCGCACAAGCCCCGAUUCGUGGCAGGUGCAGUUGGGCCCACCAGCCGCACCCUGAGCGUGUCGCCCAGUGUGGAGGAUCCAUCCUUCCGCAAUGUGACUUGGGACGAGCUUGUGGAGUCCUACAAGCAGCAAGUGAGCGGUCUCGUGGACGGUGGCGUCGACCUGCUGAUGAUUGAGACUGUCUUCGACACCCAGAACUGCAAGGCAGCCAUCUUUGCAGUGGACCAGUACUUCAUCGAGUCGAAGAAGGAGCGGCUGCCAGUGAUGCUUAGCGCCACCAUCGUGGACAACAGUGGCCGCACGCUGUCUGGUCAAACCAUCGAGGCCUUCUACGUUAGUGUGAAGCAUGCGCAGCCCUUCACCGUUGGCAUUAACUGUGCACUGGGUGCGGCUCAGAUGAAGGGCUUCUACAAGAAGCUGUGCGACAUGAACUCAGCCUGGUGCCACGUCUACCCCAAUGCUGGCCUGCCCAAUGCCAUGGGCGGCUAUGACGAAGACCCCGAGAUCUUCUCCAGCAACAUCCUGGACUAUGCCAAGGAUGGCAUCCUGAACUUCGUUGGCGGCUGCUGCGGCACCUUCCCUUCUCACAUCGCGGCUGUCUGCAAGAAGGUGAAGGACUGCCCAGUGCGCAAGCUUCCAGAGCUGCCCAAGUAUCCCAGCAUGAUGUUGUCUGGCCUGGAGCCCUGCCACGUGACCGCUGAGGCAGGCUUCCAGUGGGUCGGCGAGCGAUGCAACUUGAUGGGCUCGGCCAAGUUCAAGAAGCUGGUGGAUGCCUACAAGUGGGAUGAGGCUAUGGAGGUUUGUGUCGCCCAGUGCGAGAAGAAAGCGGACAUUCUCGAUUUUAACUUUGACUCGGACCUCAUCGAUGGGCAGUCGGCCAUGAGCAAGUUCAUGAGGCUCUGCGUCACCGAGCCCACCGUGGCCAAGCUACCCUUCAUGAUUGACUCCUCCAAGUGGCCUGUGGUCGAGGAGGGCCUCAAAUGCGUUCAGGGCAAGUGCAUCGUGAAUUCGAUCUCACUGAAGGUCGGCGAGGAAGAGUUUCUUCGCCAAGCGAAGCUUUGCAUGCGCUAUGGUGCAGCCGUGGUCAUCAUGGCCUUCGAUGAGAAGGGUCAGGCAGCCACCUUCGAGGACAAGGUUCGUAUCUGCCAGCGCAGCUACAGGUGCCUGCGUGAGAACAUCGACUUCCCCCCCGAGGAUAUCAUCUUCGAUUGCAACGUGCUGACGAUUGCUACUGGGCUGCCGGAACACAACUCCUACGGCAUCGACUUCAUCAAUGCCGUGGCGGAGAUCAAGCGCACCUGCCCAUGCAUCUCCUUCUCUGGUGGCUUGAGCAACCUGUCUUUCUCCUUCCGCGGCCUGAACUCCCUCCGAGAUGUCAUGCACAGUGUGUUCCUCUACCACGCAGUGCCCAAGGGCCUGAACAUGUCCAUCGUGAACCCAGGUGGUCUUCCCAGGUACGAAGACAUUGAGCCCAAGACCCGCGCCCUGGCCGAAGAAGUGAUUCUGAACAAGUCGGCGGACGGCAAUCAUGUCGAGCGCUUCCUGGAGUAUGCGGAGCAGGUGAGGAAGCCUCCGGCUCCUGCUCCUGCUGGGCCUGUGUUGAAAAUCGAGAAAUCUACGGCAGAGCAGCAGAGCACUUUCCUCAGAUCGCUUAAGGAGACAGUCUCGUGUGAAGCUGAGCAUGUUCAGCCGAAAGCCGGCUGCGAAGCCGUGGACCCCUGCCGUGUCGAGGGCCCGCAAGAGACCCAGAAGGUGGCCCAGAAGAUCAUCGAGUGCAAGACCCCAACACCCACGGAGGUGAUCAACUACUUCAAUGGUGAGUUGAAGAAGCGCAUCUGCUUCCUGGAUGGUGGCAUGGGAACCCGCAUCCAGGCAGAAAACUUGGAGGAAGCAGAUUACCGUGGGGAUCGGUUCAAGGACUUCAGCGAGAAGGAUGCCAACGGCAUCCCGGUCUCCCUGAAGGGCAACAACGACCUCCUCAUCUUCAGCAAACCAGACAUGAUCAAGGACAUCCACAAGGAGUACUUCCUGGCUGGCUCAGACAUCUGCGAGACCAACACCUUCAACGGCACGACCAUCUCGCAGGGCGAGUACAAGAUGCAGGCCGUUGUGCAUGAGAUGAACAAAGUGGGAGCACAGCUGGCGAAGAAGGCAGCAGCUGAGGUGACGAAGGAGGAGCCGCACAAGCCCCGAUUCGUGGCAGGUGCAGUUGGGCCCACCAGCCGCACCCUGAGCGUGUCGCCCAGUGUGGAGGAUCCAUCCUUCCGCAAUGUGACUUGGGACGAGCUUGUGGAGUCCUACAAGCAGCAAGUGAGCGGUCUCGUGGACGGUGGCGUCGACUUGCUGAUGAUUGAGACUGUCUUCGACACCCAGAACUGCAAGGCAGCCAUCUUUGCAGUGGACCAGUACUUCAUCGAGUCGAAAAAGGAGCGGCUGCCAGUGAUGCUUAGCGCCACCAUCGUGGACAACAGUGGCCGCACGCUGUCUGGUCAAACCAUCGAGGCCUUCUACGUUAGUGUGAAGCAUGCGCAGCCCUUCACCGUUGGCAUUAACUGUGCACUGGGUGCGGCUCAGAUGAAGGGCUUCUACAAGAAGCUGUGCGACAUGAACUCAGCCUGGUGCCACGUCUACCCCAAUGCUGGCCUGCCCAAUGCCAUGGGCGGCUAUGACGAAGACCCCGAGAUCUUCUCCAGCAACAUCCUGGACUAUGCCAAGGAUGGCAUCCUGAACUUCGUUGGCGGCUGCUGCGGCACCUUCCCUUCUCACAUCGCGGCUGUCUGCAAGAAGGUGAAGGACUGCCCAGUGCGCAAGCUUCCAGAGCUGCCCAAGUAUCCCAGCAUGAUGUUGUCUGGACUGGAGCCCUGCCACGUGACCGCUGAGGCAGGCUUCCAGUGGGUCGGCGAGCGAUGCAACUUGAUGGGCUCGGCCAAGUUCAAGAAGCUGGUGGAUGCCUACAAGUGGGAUGAGGCUAUGGAGGUUUGCAUUGCCCAGUGCGAGAAGAAAGCGGACAUUCUCGAUUUCAACUUCGACUCGGACCUCAUCGACGGGCAGUCGGCCAUGAGCAAGUUCAUGAGGCUCUGCGUCACCGAGCCAGCCGUGGCCAAGCUACCCUUCAUGAUUGACUCCUCCAAGUGGCCUGUGGUCGAGGAGGGCCUCAAAUGUGUUCAGGGCAAGUGCAUCGUGAAUUCGAUCUCACUGAAGGUCGGCGAGGAAGAGUUUCUUCGCCAAGCGAAGCUUUGCAUGCGCUAUGGUGCAGCCGUGGUCAUCAUGGCCUUCGAUGAGAAGGGUCAGGCAGCCACCUUCGAGGACAAGGUUCGUAUCUGCCAGCGCAGCUACAGGUGCCUGCGUGAGAACAUCGACUUCCCCCCCGAGGAUAUCAUCUUCGAUUGCAACGUGCUGACGAUUGCUACUGGGCUGCCGGAACACAACUCCUACGCCGUCGACUUCAUCAAUGCCGUGGCGGAGAUCAAGCGCACCUGCCCAUGCGUCUCCUUCUCUGGUGGCUUGAGCAACCUGUCUUUCUCCUUCCGCGGCCUGAACUCCCUCCGGGAUGCCAUGCACAGUGUGUUCCUCUACCACGCAGUGCCCAAGGGCCUGAACAUGUCCAUCGUGAACCCGGGAGGCCGUGGCAAAGUGCGGCGCGGAGCCUGGAGGGGCCUCUCACUGCAAACCGAGUCGCCAGGCCUUCCCCGAUACACGGACAUCGACGAGAACACUCGCAAGCUCGCGGAAGAGGUGAUCCUGAACCAGUCUGCAGAUGGCAAGCACGUCGAGCGCUUCCUGGAGUACGCAGAGGCUGUCCGCAAGCCUGCCCCAACUGCGGGCGCUGCUGCGGGUGGUGUUCCCGCCAAGGAUGCCUGGCGAAAUGGCACGUUCACAGAGCGUCUGCACUACGGGCUGAUCAACGGUAUCGACAAGUUCAUUGAGGGGGAUACCGAGGAGGCCCGGGCAGAACUCCAAGUCCCGCUGCGUGUCAUCGAGGGGCCGCUGAUGGAAGGCAUGGGCAUCAUCGGAGACCUUUUCGGAUCCGGAAAGAUGUUCUUGCCGCAGGUCAUCAAGAGCGCACGGGUCAUGAAGAAGGCUGUGGCGUAUCUGACCCCCUUCAUGGAGGAAGAAAAGCGUGCUGCCGCCCUCGCUGCCGGCGAGGACCCUGAUCAGCCCAAGUACAACGGCAUUGUGCUGAUGGCAACGGUGAAAGGAGAUGUGCACGACAUUGGCAAGAACAUCGUGGGAGUUGUCCUGGGCUGCAACAACUUCAAGGUGAUCGACAUGGGUGUCAUGGUGCCCUGCGAAAACAUCCUGGAGAAGGCCGUCGAGGAGAAAGUGGAUGUCAUUGGACUUUCCGGGCUCAUCACACCCUCCUUGGACGAGAUGGUUUAUGUCGCCGAGCAGAUGAAGGCUCGUGGCAUGAAGGUGCCGUUGAUGAUCGGUGGCGCCACCACAUCGAAGCGGCACACGGCGGUGAAGGUCACCACCAAGUACGACAAUGGCGUGAUUCACGUCCUGGAUGCGAGCAGAAGCUGCACCGUCGUGAGCGCACUGCUGUCCGAGGACAAGCAAACGUAUCUGGACGAGAUCAAGGAGGAAUAUGCGGAAAUCAGGGAGGAAUACUAUGCGACCUUGAUCGACAAGAAGUGGAAGUCGCUGAAGGAGGCGCAGUCCAAGAAGCCACAGCUGGACUGGGGCAAGCUGCCGCCGAAGCCGAAGUUCGUUGGCAACUUGUGCAUCAAGGACCACCCCAUCGAUGAAAUCAUGGAAUACAUCGACUGGACUCCUUUCUUCCAGGUGUACCAACUUCGCGGCAAGUACCCCAACCGCGACUACCCUCACAUCUUCAAGGAUGAGCGCGUGGGCCCUGAAGCGAAGAAGCUCUUCCAGGAGGCGAAGGACAUGCUGGCCUGGAUUGUCAAAGAGGGCUUGCUGAAGUGCUCAGGCGUCGUGGGAAUCCAUCCGGCCAACGCGGUCGGUGAUGACAUCGAGGUCUACACGAGCGAUGACCGUGACACCGUGAAGUGCAAGUUCUAUGGGCUGCGCCAGCAGUUGGACAUGGGCGAGUCCACAUACUGGUGCCAAGGUGACUUCAUUGCCCCGAAGGGCUACUCCGACUACAUCUCCGCCUUUGCCUGCACCGGCGGCAUCGGAUGCCACGAGCAGCGCCAGAAGUUCGAGGCGAAGGGUGAGAUUGAUCAGGCGAUCCUCCUGGAGGCCGUGGCAGACCGGCUGGCAGAGGCCUUCGCCGAGCUGAUCCACCUGAAGAUCCGAACCACGCUGUGGGGCUUUUCGCCUGAUGAGAAGCUGUCCUUGGAGGACAUGCUCAAGGUGAAGUACCAGGGCAUUCGCCCUGCUCCGGGUUAUCCUUCUCAGCCCGACCACAGAGAGAAGAAGACGCUGUGGGACCUUCUGGAGGUGGACAGGCUGACGGAUGAGAAGCUGUCCCUGACCGAGUCCUACAUGAUGAUGCCAAGCGCAUCUGUGUCGGCUCUGGUCUUCGCGCAUCCGGAGGCCAAGUACUUCUCGGUUGGCCAGGUCAACGUUGACCAGGUGCAGUCUUACUCGGAGCGCCGUGGCGAGCAGGGCGUCGAGGGGACGGAGCGCUGGCUGGGGAGCACCGUGCUGGGCUAUGAGAAGCAAUGCAGCUUGAACGAAAAGGUGUUUGGGGGGCACUCUCUUUGGAUUUUCGAGUGUGGCAUCCUGAGUUGGACACGGGCCCGUACAGCCGCCUUUGAGCAGGGUGCUUGGAACAGUAUCGACCGGCGAGGCCUGCACUUGGUUCCUUCUUUCAUUUACUCUCGCGAGCGGAGCGAAGACAGGAGCGUGUCAAUUAGACAACCAAGGUUUUCCACAAUGAAGCUUUUCAAGCCCAGCACCCCCGAGCAACAAAUUGAGUCUCAGAAGUGCGAAGUCGAGUGCACAGCAGAACACGUGCAGCCGAAAGCCGGCUGCGAAGUCGUGGACCCCUGCCGUGUCGAGGGCCCGCAAGAGACCCAGAAGGUGGCCCAGAAGAUCAUCGAGUGCAAGACCCCAACACCCACGGAGGUGAUCAACUACUUCAAUGGUGAGUUGAAGAAGCGCAUCUGCUUCCUGGAUGGUGGCAUGGGAACCCGCAUCCAGGCAGAAAACUUGGAGGAAGCAGAUUACCGUGGGGAUCGGUUCAAGGACUUCAGCGAGAAGGAUGCCAACGGCAUCCCGGUCUCCCUGAAGGGCAACAACGACCUCCUCAUCUUCAGCAAACCAGACAUGAUCAAGGACAUCCACAAGGAGUACUUCCUGGCUGGCUCAGACAUCUGCGAGACCAACACCUUCAACGGCACGACCAUCUCGCAGGGCGAGUACAAGAUGCAGGCCGUUGUGCAUGAGAUGAACAAAGUGGGAGCACAGCUGGCGAAGAAGGCAGCAGCUGAGGUGACGAAGGAGGAGCCGCACAAGCCCCGAUUCGUGGCAGGUGCAGUUGGGCCCACCAGCCGCACCCUGAGCGUGUCGCCCAGUGUGGAGGAUCCAUCCUUCCGCAAUGUGACUUGGGACGAGCUUGUGGAGUCCUACAAGCAGCAAGUGAGCGGUCUCGUGGACGGUGGCGUCGACUUGCUGAUGAUUGAGACUGUCUUCGACACCCAGAACUGCAAGGCAGCCAUCUUUGCAGUGGACCAGUACUUCAUCGAGUCGAAAAAGGAGCGGCUGCCAGUGAUGCUUAGCGCCACCAUCGUGGACAACAGUGGCCGCACGCUGUCUGGUCAAACCAUCGAGGCCUUCUACGUUAGUGUGAAGCAUGCGCAGCCCUUCACCGUUGGCAUUAACUGUGCACUGGGUGCGGCUCAGAUGAAGGGCUUCUACAAGAAGCUGUGUGACAUGAACUCAGCCUGGUGCCACGUCUACCCCAAUGCUGGUCUGCCCAAUGCCAUGGGUGGCUAUGACGAAGACCCCGAGAUCUUCUCCAGCAACAUCCUGGACUAUGCCAAGGAUGGCAUCCUGAACUUCGUUGGCGGCUGCUGCGGCACCUUCCCUUCUCACAUCGCGGCUGUCUGCAAGAAGGUGAAGGACUGCCCAGUGCGCAAGCUUCCAGAGCUGCCCAAGUACCCCAGCAUGAUGUUGUCUGGCCUGGAGCCCUGCCACGUGACCGCUGAGGCAGGCUUCCAGUGGGUCGGCGAGCGAUGCAACUUGAUGGGCUCGGCCAAGUUCAAGAAGCUGGUGGAUGCCUACAAGUGGGAUGAGGCUAUGGAGGUUUGCAUUGCCCAGUGCGAGAAGAAAGCGGACAUUCUCGAUUUCAACUUCGACUCGGACCUCAUCGACGGGCAGUCGGCCAUGAGCAAGUUCAUGAGGCUCUGCGUCACCGAGCCAGCCGUGGCCAAGCUACCCUUCAUGAUUGACUCCUCCAAGUGGCCUGUGGUCGAGGAGGGCCUCAAAUGCGUUCAGGGCAAGUGCAUCGUGAAUUCGAUCUCACUGAAGGUCGGCGAGGAAGAGUUUCUUCGCCAAGCGAAGCUUUGCAUGCGCUAUGGUGCAGCCGUGGUCAUCAUGGCCUUCGAUGAGAAGGGUCAGGCAGCCACCUUCGAGGACAAGGUUCGUAUCUGCCAGCGCAGCUACAGGUGCCUGCGUGAGAACAUCGACUUCCCCCCCGAGGAUAUCAUCUUCGAUUGCAACGUGCUAACGAUUGCUACUGGGCUGCCGGAACACAACUCCUACGCCGUCGACUUCAUCAAUGCCGUGGCGGAGAUCAAGCGCACCUGCCCAUGCGUCUCCUUCUCUGGUGGCUUGAGCAACCUGUCUUUCUCCUUCCGCGGCCUGAACUCCCUCCGGGAUGCCAUGCACAGUGUGUUCCUCUACCACGCAGUGCCCAAGGGCCUGAACAUGUCCAUCGUGAACCCGGGAGGCCUUCCCCGAUACACGGACAUCGACGAGAACACUCGCAAGCUCGCGGAAGAGGUGAUCCUGAACCAGUCUGCAGAUGGCAAGCACGUCGAGCGCUUCCUGGAGUACGCAGAGGCUGUCCGCAAGCCUGCCCCAACUGCGGGCGCUGCUGCGGGUGGUGCUCCCGCCAAGGAUGCCUGGCGAAAUGGCACGUUCACAGAGCGUCUGCACUACGGGCUGAUCAACGGUAUCGACAAGUUCAUUGAGGGGGAUACCGAGGAGGCCCGGGCAGAACUCCAAGUCCCGCUGCGUGUCAUCGAGGGGCCGCUGAUGGAAGGCAUGGGCAUCAUCGGAGACCUUUUCGGAUCCGGAAAGAUGUUCUUGCCGCAGGUCAUCAAGAGCGCACGGGUCAUGAAGAAGGCUGUGGCGUAUCUGACCCCCUUCAUGGAGGAAGAAAAGCGUGCUGCCGCCCUCGCUGCCGGCGAGGACCCUGAUCAGCCCAAGUACAACGGCAUUGUGCUGAUGGCAACGGUGAAAGGAGAUGUGCACGACAUUGGCAAGAACAUCGUGGGAGUUGUCCUGGGCUGCAACAACUUCAAGGUGAUCGACAUGGGUGUCAUGGUGCCCUGCGAAAACAUCCUGGAGAAGGCCGUCGAGGAGAAAGUGGAUGUCAUUGGACUUUCCGGGCUCAUCACACCCUCCUUGGACGAGAUGGUUUAUGUCGCCGAGCAGAUGAAGGCUCGUGGCAUGAAGGUGCCGUUGAUGAUCGGUGGCGCCACCACAUCGAAGCGGCACACGGCGGUGAAGGUCACCACCAAGUACGACAAUGGCGUGAUUCACGUCCUGGAUGCGAGCAGAAGCUGCACCGUCGUGAGCGCACUGCUGUCCGAGGACAAGCAAACGUAUCUGGACGAGAUCAAGGAGGAAUAUGCGGAAAUCAGGGAGGAAUACUAUGCGACCUUGAUCGACAAGAAGUGGAAGUCGCUGAAGGAGGCGCAGUCCAAGAAGCCACAGCUGGACUGGGGCAAGCUGCCGCCGAAGCCGAAGUUCGUUGGCAACUUGUGCAUCAAGGACCACCCCAUCGAUGAAAUCAUGGAAUACAUCGACUGGACUCCUUUCUUCCAGGUGUACCAACUUCGCGGCAAGUACCCCAACCGCGACUACCCUCACAUCUUCAAGGAUGAGCGCGUGGGCCCUGAAGCGAAGAAGCUCUUCCAGGAGGCGAAGGACAUGCUGGCCUGGAUUGUCAAAGAGGGCUUGCUGAAGUGCUCAGGCGUCGUGGGAAUCCAUCCGGCCAACGCGGUCGGUGAUGACAUCGAGGUCUACACGAGCGAUGACCGUGACACCGUGAAGUGCAAGUUCUAUGGGCUGCGCCAGCAGUUGGACAUGGGCGAGUCCACAUACUGGUGCCAAGGUGAUUUCAUUGCCCCGAAGGGCUACUCCGACUACAUCUCCGCCUUUGCCUGCACGGGCGGCAUCGGAUGCCACGAGCAGCGCCAGAAGUUCGAGGCGAAGGGUGAGAUUGAUCAGGCGAUCCUCCUGGAGGCCGUGGCAGACCGGCUGGCAGAGGCCUUCGCCGAGCUGAUCCACCUGAAGAUCCGAACCACGCUGUGGGGCUUUUCGCCUGAUGAGAAGCUGUCCUUGGAGGACAUGCUCAAGGUGAAGUACCAGGGCAUUCGCCCUGCUCCGGGUUAUCCUUCUCAGCCCGACCACAGAGAGAAGAAGACGAUGUGGGACCUUCUGGAGGUGGACAGGCUGACGGAUGAGAAGCUGUCCCUGACCGAGUCCUACAUGAUGAUGCCAAGCGCAUCUGUGUCGGCUCUGGUCUUCGCGCACCCGGAGGCCAAGUACUUCUCGGUUGGCCAGGUCAACGUUGACCAGGUGCAGUCCUAUUCGGAGCGCCGCGGCGAGGCCGGCGUGGAGGGGACAGAGCGGUGGCUUGGGAGCACCGUGUUGGGCUACGAGAAGCAAUGUGCCUUGGAUUCGGCUUUGGACCUCAUCGACCAGGCCCAGUCUGGCGAUGUCGGGCAGGCUGAAGUGGAGACACUCCUGGCGGCCAUGGGCCUGUCGGAUGAGGAUGCCAAGAAGGUCCUCCGGGCUGUCUUCGAUGGGCGAGAAAACACCACUUACGAGUCUGUGACUGAUGCGAUAUUGCAACUGACGAGUGUCACAGAGGGCAACCUUGAGACAAUGAUCGGGCGAGUUUCGCUGUUCAAGAGGGCAUUCCGCAAGAUCGAUGUCGACGGCAAUUCCAAGCUGAGCUUUGGAGAGAUCGUGGGAAUGAUGGAUUCCUUGCAAAUGGAGAAGAAGUUUGCUGCUGACGUCUUCUCUUUCUUGGAUGCGGACGAUUCCGGAGAGAUCACCUGGCAAGAGUUCGUCCGCGGCGUCAGCGAUGCGCAGUUUUCUGUACGCUUUCCGCAGAUUACGCUGGAAGCCUUGGUAGCAUUACCUUCAAGCCUAGCGCAGGACAGGCUCGUCAGCGCAGAAGAGGAAGCUGAAGCAGUCAAAAACCUCCCUGCCAUGGAAAAGACGCUGUAUUGGUUGCUUUCUUUGAUGUAUGGUCGGUCUUCACCCAACCGUAUAGCUCCAAUGGAGGAGGAAGAGGAGGACCUGAGCAGUGGCCCCAGGCUACAGGAUUCCCAGGAUUCCGACCCUUUGCCUGGCAUGAAGUUGCCAUGGUUCGGAUCUGAAACAUCGGAAAAGAUUGAUGCGGACGACCUCAGUCCCAGCAGCUCCGAUUCAGAGCUGACGGCAACCACCAGUGAAUCAUCCCACGCGCCCACGGAGCAAGCUGCCGUGACAGCCCUUCCGUGGCCAGACGCACCAUACGCCGUGAAGUCGCGCAAGGCACGAGAUGUCGUAGUGAUUACAAGGAAGCAGCCAAAGAACCCCGACAAGGCGCAGCUCGCAACUCUGGCCAGAAAGAGUCGUCCAGUCAUCGUAACCAGGACGCAGCCGAAACAUCCCGAACAAGUGCGCCUGGCGAUAGUGCGGCCUCCAAAGCAGCCUCCAGUGGCACUGCCGCCGGCCCUUCUCUCCACACCGUCGCCUCAAUUGUAUGCUAUGAAAGAGAAGCCUCAGAGGGUGCAGAAAGACCGACCAAAGCCACCUGCAAAAGACCACGUAGAGCGUGUAGGAGCUUUCGUCGACGAAGUCCCUGAGCUCAUCCAGCUCCAGAGACAGAGACUCGAAGAGGCGCCGGCUGAAAAGCCUCGAAGACCAUCUUUCUCUGCCCCUGUGCAAAGUUUUGCACGAAGAGGCAGCGUGGUCGGAGCUGCCGUAUCUUCGAUGCUGCAAGGUCUCGUGUUUCAGUCGAAGCCGCCGAAGGCGACGAUGAAAACCAUGUCCAUCAAGGAUGCCGUCACCACCAUGCGUGAGAUGGAGGUGGAGGACAGCAAAGCUCAUGUUCUCACGGAGGAGAAGAGGAGAGCACUUUGGCGUUGUUCGCAUGGUGCAGUCCUCGCCGGCGUGAUUGCUGGCGUUGGCGCAGCAUUCUUCGCGCAGGCGCUGAACGAUCUGACUGCAACAAUGGUCGAUGAGGAGGAAGACUGGCUAGCCUUCAACAGCAUUGCCGGCAGCUUUUCCCUGAUAUGGUCAUUGGCCGAGAUGGUCGUUUGCUGCAUCGCCGCUCUCGUUGCAGCCGUCAGGAUGACCAGAAUAUGUGGCAUCACGCUUGUGCCCAUGGACAAGGAGCGUGCGAUGCUUGCAGGAUCACUUGCACGUGCAGCCUUGGAGCUGGGGCAUCCGAAAGUUCGAACCUUCGGGAUUGACCCUCACAAGCGAGCAAGCAAAUUCCUCCUCCUCCUCUAUGCCUUGAUCUAUAUGGGCAGCCGUGGUGUCACCAAAUUUGUCAUCAAGUUGAUUGUCAAGAAGGUCGCACCUCGGACAUUGCUGAAGUUCGCAGAGAUGGCUCCUUUGGUAAUCGAGAUUCUCAUCAAUGUGAUGUUCAAUUCUGUGACUGUGAGGUACGCCAUGAACGAGGUCAUGGUCUGUACUCUGGGCCCCUCUGCCACCGUAGAGGUGAUGAGCCAGCUCAUAAAAGCGCAUCGUGAGAGUGCUGUGGAAGAGCCUUUGUCUGAUGAGCUGAAGUGCUUGGCUCUGCGAGCUGUAGGAGUCUCCAUCACCUAUAAGAUGCAGAUGCAUCCCAACAGCCGGUGUUUGCUGAACCACACCGUCAACCUUUUCAUAGAUGAUGGCUUCGUGAGUCGAGCGAAAAAGGAGUAUGGCCGAAGACUGGAAGUGGCGAAGUUGAAGCGAAAAGCCACCAAGUCCUUCUUGACUUUGCCGAGCAAGGCCAGUGCGGGAUCAACUGCAAGCGAAGGCGGUGGCUGCUGCAGUCGCUGGUUCCGCGCCAAGGCACAGCCAGAAAAGCCCCAGGAGUCGCUCUACGAGGAGUUGGCAGAUCUGGGCUUGGACGACGAAGACCUCUUCUUCGAUGGCUUAGCAGGAUUAGACCAUCGGGAUGCGCUCUUUGCCUGCUCCAUGCUGCUGUUGGCACUCAUGCUGGAUGGCCGCGUUGGGAAGGCGGACUGGGCCUUCAUCGAGCGCGCCGCCAGGAGUGUCAACCCUCCUCUCAAAGCGAAUUGGUCGGGUGCGGUCCAUCUGAUGAAUAUCUACUGUGGUGGAAGGCAGAUGAACGCCAGACUCUUCCACGACGUCUUCGAGAACUUUGAGGAUGGUGAGGCAUCGAAGGCCACUUGCUGCGAGUUCGUGGCGCGGGAAAUGCGAAAUUCGCUCAACUACAUCAACUGCUGCUGA